AUGGCGCUGUGCCAAAACAGACUACAGGAGGAGCGCAAACAGUGGCGGCGAGACCACCCGUUCGGAUUCUACGCGCGGCCUUUGCGGACGAAGGAGGGUGUUCUUGAUCUGAAGAACUGGGAGUGUGGUGUUCCAGGCAAGGAGAAGACGAUCUGGGAGGGCGGCUUGUUCAAGCUGACGAUCGCAUUUCCUGAUGAAUACCCCACGAAGCCGCCAAAGUGCAAGUUCGUUCCCCCGCUGUUCCACCCGAACGUCUACCCCUCGGGCACCGUGUGCUUGUCUAUCCUCAACGAAGAAGAGGCGUGGAAGCCCGCCAUCACGGUGAAGCAGAUUCUCCUCGGCAUCCAGGACCUCCUCAACGACCCGAACCCUGAGUCGCCGGCUCAGGCUGAGGCCUACAACCUCUUCAAGCGAGACCGAGUCGAGUACGAGAAGAGAGUCAAGCGUGUCGUGCGCGAGAACCCGGCUCCCUGA
This is a messenger RNA of Purpureocillium lilacinum, 474 nucleotides long. Its product is annotated as E2 SUMO-conjugating protein ubc9. Gene Ontology annotation, cellular component: nucleus. The record is from RefSeq and is a predicted model, not a curated record. NCBI's taxonomy places the organism in Eukaryota, Fungi, Ascomycota, Sordariomycetes, Hypocreales, Ophiocordycipitaceae. Gene Ontology annotation, biological process: protein sumoylation. Gene Ontology annotation, molecular function: SUMO conjugating enzyme activity.